AUGUAUGAUCAACCAACCUUGGAUUUUCCAACAGGUGAUUACUCAAACGUUGAGGCGCCAAACUUUGCAUAUCAACAACACAAUUCCAGAGUCUUCUUGCAAACCCAGGUGCCUCCAUCCGAAGAUCUUCCUUUUCGAGGCUCAAGCCUUGAAAUGGACCGCACUGAUGCGCAAGAUCUUCUUCUACACAAACAGUCAGGCCAGCUAAGUCAGCCGGCUUACAUGGUCUCUGACGAUUCACUCGCCUACAACCCUCAAAAUCCCACUAUGUUACCUCUCUCUUCCACACUCGCCGGACCUCAAGCUUCAUGGACCCAAAAAUCUGUUGCGCAGCCAACCAUGAGCUCAUUUCAGCCUACGCUUCCAAGUGCAGCGCUCGGCGCUUCGGCGACCCUACGAGAUUUGGGCGCAAAUAAAAAGUCCAUGCCACCGUCAAAGGGAUCUUCUGACCUAGAGGAUGGACAGGUGAGUAGCGGAGAAGUGAGUGAAGAAGAGCACCAGCCAGAAAGCGGAAUUAUAAAUGGCUACAUUUCACGAACGUCCCAUCCUGACGAUGGUGAGACGGGUCGUCGUCAAUCGCUGAUAGAAAGCCGUGUGAUCGUUGGAAGACUGGUCCAAGAGCUAUAUACUUGGGGACUCGAUCUCCAGGACAUGUUAGGAGAAGUUACAAAUCCAGGAGCACUUCGCAUGUUCUUCGAAGAGCUCGGGCUUCCAAUUUCAAAUGCUUCUCAGGUAGAUUCAGAUAUCCAAAAGCCAGCUGCCUUCGAAGGAGCUGACAGCCAAUCUUCUCGUUCACGUCCUGAAUUGUCCACAUCAAUACCGAGAGCUACUGAGGGCGUUCUUGCAAAUCUCUCCACCGCACAGACCCCGUUCAACUCCGUGGAAAGUCAGAACACGCAAGCGUCUAACCCCAACCAGGGAGCAAAUCGGAGUACUCCCAUGGAUCGCAAAGCACUCAUCGCCCAAAAACUUGCCGCCAAAAGCUCGAAGGGAUUUUCAAGCUCAACCAACUCCGGCAUCCAGGCUACAAAAACUGGAGACACUCAAGAAGUGCCUCAAGCAAAGGUAUUUGGGCAAGCCGGAUUGUCUACUUUCCAAAUUGGCGCCGAAGGGGAGAGUGACAAUGUACCACAGAAACCAAUUACGGAAGGCUUCUCCGACCUUGAAGCUCGACGGAAAGCCCAGACAGAGCUAGCACGGAAACGACUUGAAGCACUUAAACACAAAGCAGCAGCAAAGGACCAUUCAGAGGGACCAAACAGCAGCAAAGCUCUUGUCCAGCUACCUUUGCCGCCUGACAAGUCUAUACAGAAAGAUUUCGAUAGUGUGGCAGCGAGCCCUAAUACUCCUAUUGUGCAGCAUGUUGGGCAAACGUCAGCGCGUAGAUUGUCAUACUUCUCGCCAGUCGCACAAAGUCCAGCAUUCAAUAUUCCAGGUCUUUUCUCAGCAGCACAAAAUUCCUACACCGAGCUACCCCUGAAUGGUGUAAAUAGCGAUAAAAAUGAAAUUGCGCCCGCCGCUACUACUCCAGCUCCAGAUUUGCAAGCUCUUUCGGUUCCCGUGGAAGAGAUGGAAAGCGUGGGCAUGCAAUACACGCAGGGUCCACAUAGUCUGCAGCGUUCCGUUGAGCCUCCACAAAAGCGGCAAAAAGCUUCCGAUUUCUUGGAGUCCCCUCUGUCUGGGCCAGCGAGAUCACAGCCACGCGAUGACGGCGGAGUGAUUAUUGACAUUAGUGAUGAUGAGAGCGAUCAAUCACAUCAAUACCUUGAUGUCCCAGACGUUGAGCGCACAGAUACUAGUGUUCAGGACGUCGAUCAGAUUGGAGAACCCUUGCCUUUCACAGGCACCUUGUCGCCAGAAAAAGAGCCUUCGUCAAUCCACACCCAGGCUUUACCUCUUGCCUUGCCAGCACACAAGAAUCAGGAUACAAAAGGAUUGAAAUCCAAGGAGAUGGAGAUAGAGUCGAUGAACCGUAAAAUUGCUGAACUGGAAGCGAACAUCAGGGCAAGAAAGGCUAAGCAGAUAGUAUCCCGUCCUAGUAGCCCAAGCUCCACCGCACAAGACUCAUCAGAUAUCUCUCGCUUGAUCACGACAAAAAAACUUGUGUUAAAGGAGAACCAACUUCAAAGUGAUACUGCGCCUCGUCAAAACGAUCCUAAUGAAGAGCACCAACGACGAAGUCCGGUGUCCACUCAAGCGCCAAUAUCCCGAGCGAUAUCUGAGGUAGAAUGUGGAUUCAAACAAGUACGAUCCAUCUCAGGGUCUAUCGCUCCAUUACUGGAAGAGGAGAUGGGACCCAGUGAAAUGAUUCUCGGUCAAGAGCUGGGCCAUUCGCAAAAUUCGCAAGUCCCCACUGGAGUUGCAUACCGCCCUACGCCGAAAGAGCUCGAUCAAUUCCCAAACGGACAAUUGGACUUAGAAGCUCGCAAAGUGUCUCGCCGGGCAGAGAUUGAGUCAGGUCUUCCGAUACUAAAUGAGGAAAUUGAGAAAGUCAGGCUGAAGCUACGAUCACUAAAGAAACAAGAGUCGGAAUUGGAAGCUGAAAUUCAGAGAGGAGUCGAAGGAAGAAGGCUUCUCUUGGAAGAACUCAAACGCCUCUCGCAAGUCGCCGAUGCUAUGCAGAUCACUGAUGAGCCCGAGAUGUCAUUUGAAGGCAUAGAAUCACGUCGCGCACCUUCUGCAGUAGAAGGACAAAUAAUUGACAAGGAAUUACCGAUGCCAGGAGAUGAUCAAGAAUUCCAAAUUUCAGACAAAAUACUGCAAAAUUCGGAUACCGAGGAAGGCGUGGCUUUAAAUGGUGAAGCUGGGCAAUUAAAUAUUGGGCAUCCCCGUGUCUCGGGAGAUUCUGGGUUCGACCGAGCCUCACAGAGCAACUUUCAGCAUCACGAUAAGCAAGAUGAGGACGUGAUGGAUAUUUCACGUAGUGACAUUGAUGAGGGUGAGAUCACGGAUGGCGCAAGUCAGAGUCAUAACGACGAAGCAGAUACCAAUUGGUUUGAAAUGGGUCUCGAAUCAGCCCAGAAUGCCGCGCACCAACAGUCAUCGAAAGAUUCUGAAGGCGGAAGGUGGUUUGACUCGGCUGACAACGAAAGUCGAACAAGCGAGUUCACGAAUGAUGUAUCUGACUCUAAGCGACAGUUUGACCCGACAGAAGAGGUCGAGGACAUGGAAGACGAAAUGGCCUAUGAGCCUCCAAAUGAUUUCAUGGCCAUCGAUCUCGACCCAAACUCAUACACUACAAAUGGCGAAGCAGGCACUAAUCGCGUAGACGGCUCUGAUUCAAACGAAGAAGGGAAGUCCAUGUCGAAUGCGAAUGCCACAAGUAUAUCACCCUCUCGCCAAAUGAUGGGAGAUGGAUCGGCGCAAACAGAGCGACAACCCAGUUCGGCAAACGAGCCAAGUCCUCCUAAUGUCGACGAGGACUCUGAUGCCGACUAUGAGCCACCGGAACCUCCAAAUGCCUCAGACAUCGCUUUCACAGAGCCGCAGUCAUUAGCAAGCCAUGCACAAAGUCCAUUAAAUAGCUCCCCUGGCGCCCACGAGAAAGACGCAAACGAGGACAACAACCUUUCAAAAGAAGUCACAGACUAUAAGCAGAAUCCAUUGCCCACGAAUAUUCAGCAAGAGAGCCGCUUCGUGCCUUACGAGAGCCUGUUGAAGCAAUUCAAGAGUUAUCGAUCGAAUCCUGAGUACAUCCAUGAGUUUCCUGGUGGCGUCUGA
Bacidia gigantensis is the source of this 3720-nucleotide messenger RNA. RefSeq lists its product as uncharacterized. Lineage: Eukaryota; Fungi; Ascomycota; Lecanoromycetes; Lecanorales; Ramalinaceae. The transcript has 2 exons. The record is from RefSeq and is a predicted model, not a curated record. The coding region runs from base 1 to 3720 and encodes 1239 amino acids.